GGGCUUGCGGUGUUGGACAAAAAGAAGACAGGAGCGGCAGUGCUUGUGUCUAGUGCUGGGCAUUUUCAGACACUGGAAAUAUUUUAUUUACUUAUUCUCUUUAGAAUUAAUACAACCCCAUAAUCAAACCAUAGCCGUGGGGUGCAGGACGGACUAAAGAGUCAAUCAUGAUCACGUCCGCCGCGGGGAUUAUUUCACUCCUUGAUGAAGAGGAACCACAGCUCAAGGAGUUUGCGCUGCAUAAGCUCGAUUCCAUCGUGAAUGACUUCUGGGCUGAAAUUUCAGGAUCUGUAGACAAAAUUGAGGUCUUGUAUGAGGAUGAAGCCUUUCGUAGUCGACAGUUUGCUGCCCUGGUGGCCUCUAAGGUUUUCUAUCACCUUGGAGCUUUUGAGGAAUCCCUCAACUAUGCUCUUGGUGCUGGAGACCUCUUCAACGUCACAGAUGACUCGGAGUAUGUGGAGACCAUCAUUGCCAAAUGCAUUGACCAUUACACCAAGCUCCGGGUAGAGAAUGCUGAACUGCCAGAGGAUGAGGAGAAGAAAAGCAUUGACCCCCGUCUCGAGGGCAUUGUCAAUAAGAUGUUCCUGCGUUGCCUUGACGACCACAAGUACAAGCAGGCCAUUGGCAUUGCCCUAGAAACCAGACGUCUGGACAUGUUUGAGAAAACCAUCUUAGAAUCGAAUGAUGUGAGCGGCCUCCUUGCCUACAGCCUGAAAGUGUGCAUGUCACUGAUGCAGAAUAAGAAGUUCCGGAAUGACGUACUGCGUGUGCUUGUCAAACUUUACAUGAAUUUGGAAAAGCCUGAUUUCAUUAAUGUGUGUCAGUGCUUGAUCUUCCUCGAUGACCCCCAAGCUGUGAGUGACAUCCUGGAGAAACUGGUGAAGGAGGACAACUUACUGAUGGCCUAUCAGAUCUGCUUUGACCUAUAUGAGAGCGCCAGCCAGCAGUUCCUGUCCUCAGUCAUUCAGAACCUCAGGACAGUUGGAACACCUAUCCCUGCAGUUCCUGGAUCCACGAACACAGGAACUGUGCCAACACCAGACAAAGACAGUGAUGCAAUGGAGACAGAUGACAAGGCUGGCAGCUCCCCUGCAGGAAAACCAGUAGAAUCUAAAGAUGAGCCAAAAGACCAGAAUGCCAAGAUGAUCAAAAUCCUGAGUGGUGAGAUGGCCAUUGAGCUGCACCUGCAGUUUUUAAUUCGAAAUAACAACACAGACCUGAUGAUCCUCAAAAACACAAAGGAUGCAGUUCGAAAUUCGGUGUGCCACACUGCCACAGUUAUAGCCAACUCUUUCAUGCACACUGGCACUACGAGUGACCAAUUCCUUCGAGAAAACUUGGAAUGGCUAGCAAGAGCCACCAACUGGGCAAAGUUCACAGCCACAGCAAGUCUUGGUGUCAUCCACAAGGGUCACGAGAAAGAGGCGCUUCAGCUAAUGGCCACCUAUUUGCCGAAAGACACCUCUCCUGGCUCCGCCUACCAGGAGGGAGGGGGCCUGUACGCACUGGGACUCAUCCAUGCCAACCACGGAGGGGACAUCAUUGACUACUUGCUCAGUCAACUCAAGAAUGCUAGCAAUGAUAUUGUUCGUCAUGGUGGUGCCCUUGGCCUUGGUUUGGCUGCACUGGGAACAGCCCGACAGGACGUUUAUGACCUACUUAAGUCUAACCUGUACCAGGAUGAUGCUGUCACUGGUGAAGCUGCUGGGUUGGCCCUGGGCCUUGUUAUGCUGGGCUCAAAGUCAGCCCAGGCCAUCGAAGACAUGGUAGGCUACGCUCAGGAGACGCAGCACGAGAAGAUUUUGCGUGGCCUGGCAGUGGGAAUCGCCUUGGUCAUGUACGGACGCAUGGAAGAGGCCGAUGCCCUCAUUGAAAGCCUUUGCAGAGACAAGGACCCCAUCCUCCGGCGCUCUGGUAUGUACACAGUGGGCAUGGCUUACUGUGGCUCCGGCAACAACAAGGCCAUCCGACGUCUGCUCCACGUCGCAGUGAGUGAUGUAAACGAUGAUGUCAGAAGAGCCGCCGUUGAGUCCAUUGGCUUCAUCCUGUUCAGGACUCCAGAGCAGUGUCCAAGUGUGGUGUCUCUUCUGUCUGAAAGCUACAACCCUCACGUUCGCUGUGGUGCUGCCAUGGCUCUGGGCAUCUGCUGCGCUGGGACGGGCAACAAGGAGGCCAUCAACCUGCUGGAGCCCAUGACCAAUGACCCAGUGAACUACGUUAGACAGGGAGCCCUCAUCGCCUCCGCCCUCAUCAUGAUCCAGCAAACUGAAGUCACCUGUCCAAAGGUGAACCAGUUCCGACAGCUUUAUGCCAAGGUGAUCAACGAUAAGCACGAUGACGUCAUGGCCAAAUUUGGCGCCAUCCUUGCACAGGGAGUCCUCGAUGCAGGUGGACGCAAUGUGACCAUCUCUCUGCAGUCCAGGACGGGUCACACUCACAUGCCAUCAGUCGUAGGCCUGCUGGUCUUCACUCAGUUCUGGUUCUGGUUUCCCCUCUCCCACUUCCUUUCAUUGGCAUUCACUCCAACUGCUAUAAUUGGACUCAACAAGGACCUUAAGAUGCCCAAAGUGCAGUAUCGGUCCAACUGUAAGCCCUCCACCUUCGCCUACCCACCAGCUCUGGAGGUUCCCAAAGAAAAAGAGAAGGAAAAGGUAUCCACGGCUGUUCUGUCCAUCACAGCUAAAGCCAAGAAGAAAGAGAAGGAGAAGAAGGAAAAAGAGGAGGAGAAGAUGGAAGUGGAGGUCCAGGAAGGAGAGAAGGAGAAGAAAGAUGAAGAAAAGGAGAAGGAAAAGAAGAAGGAGUCAGAACCCAACUUCCAGCUCCUGGAGAACCCGGCCAGAGUCAUGCCGGCUCAGCUCAAAGUCCUGAUCAUGCCUGAAACCUGCCGCUACCAGCCCUUCAAACCGCUCCACACAGGUGGGAUCAUCAUCAUGAAGGACACCAGUGAGGAGGAGGAGGAGCUGGUGGAGCCCGUCUCAGCCCACGGCCCAAAGAUCGAGGAGGAAGAGCAGGAACCGGAGCCGCCGGAGCCCUUCGAGUACAUCGACGAGUAGAAGCACUCCGAAACAGAAGGCUUCAGCUGAUCUGGAACGGCAGCAUGUUGUUGGGCUUCGGCCGGUGUGUGUUCAUGUCCUCCACCUGUUUCCACCUGUUCUGGCUCCUCUGUUCACCACACAGGAGGCUUUUACAUUCUUUAACUGUAUCAUUUUUUGUCCGUACAAUAAAAAGGAUAUAUAUUGGA
Molecule: messenger RNA, 3241 nt
Organism: Sphaeramia orbicularis (orbiculate cardinalfish)
Lineage: Eukaryota; Metazoa; Chordata; Actinopteri; Kurtiformes; Apogonidae
Gene: psmd1
Product: proteasome 26S subunit, non-ATPase 1
Exons: 25
Coding region: 168-3053 (961 amino acids)
Biological process (GO): regulation of protein catabolic process; proteasome-mediated ubiquitin-dependent protein catabolic process
Cellular component (GO): proteasome storage granule; proteasome regulatory particle, base subcomplex; nucleus
Molecular function (GO): enzyme regulator activity
Source: RefSeq, a predicted model, not a curated record